Molecule: messenger RNA, 1350 nt
Organism: Closterium sp. Naga37s-1
Lineage: Eukaryota; Viridiplantae; Streptophyta; Zygnematophyceae; Desmidiales; Closteriaceae
Source: the annotation of a GenBank genome assembly
AUGGGGCUGGCGGAGGCCACGGAGGACGCGUUUGGCGCUACCAGCGAUGGGUGGGGUGCCGUUGACACGCUGGAUACCGCCAUGGUGAGCCGCUGUGUGGGGUGUGUAUGCGUGAGACUCGGGGGCUUGAGGGGGAGGGACGUGGGGGAGCGGCGUGAGGGGGAUGAUGCGGGGGUGAAGGGGCAGUGCAAGGGGGUGGGGGUUCUGCCCCGCUUCUCCUGCACGGACUCACAGACUCACGCCCCUACGGCACUGUCUCCCAAAUUCCUCCUUUCCACAUCCCUCUCAUUAACGCACUACUUCCCUCCUUUCCCUCGCUUUGACCCUGCUUCUCCUAUACCGACUUGCAGCCCACAGGUUCGCACCCCUGCGGAACUGUCUCCCACAUCCCUCUCAUUAGCCACUGCCCCUGUUCCUUCUUUCCCUCCUUCUCCCUCCCCUGCCCCUUCCUCCCAGCUCCGCACCUGCUUCUCCCAUGUCAACGUCCUCCCCACAGAUUUCCAACCCUACGGUGGCGGCACACUGCUCUCACCCGUGUUCUCCCCAUGCCACCUCCCCCAACCCUUCCCCCAUCUUACCACCAGCUCCGCACUGCACGCACCUGCUGCUCCCACGCCGAUGUCUGUCCCACGGAUUCCCUUCCCCAUGGUGGCAGCGCACUGCUCACCAAUGCACUAUCCCUCCCCUUUCCUUCCCUCCCACCUCCCUCAACCCUUCCCACGUCUUCUCACCAGCUCCGCACUGCCCAUUUUCAAGCGCUGCACCGAUGUCUGGCCCAUGAAUUACCGACCCUGGAGCAUGGGCGCACUCUUCACAUGGAGCCUGCUCACUGUCCUCGGGCAAUGUGCGGACUCGUGGGAGGCGCUGGUGGUGAAGAUGGGUGGGGUUGCUGGGUGCCCCGAGGGCGGUGUUCUUGCUCAAGCACAAGCUGAGGGAAAAGCAGAUGAGGGACGGGCUGACACUCUACACCAUCGCUCCUUUCUUCCUCCCCCCUCCCCAUCACUCACCUUCUGUCCUACCUACUUCAUUCGCUUCCCCCGCCGAACCCAUCUCUUCGUCCUCUGCAGUUCAGCAUCUUUGCUCAUCUCAUCCCUCCCUUGCUUAUCCAACCCUUCUCCACUGCUCUUCUCCCACCCUCUCUUUUCCCCCUGCUCACCCCCUCCCGCUUCCCGCCCCUUCCCCCUCCCACUCCCCUCCGCCUCCCCCCCAGAGCAUCACGGGCAGCGGGGCCGUGCGCCUGCAGUACCUGUGGCACCUCAUGCUGCUGCUGGCCAUCUCCAAGGUCACCUUGCUGACAGCCGGUCGUGCGGCAUCGCCCCGGGCCACAGCAACGGCACCGUCUCCCUCUAG